GUGAACUCCUACGUCACAUCCGCUCCAGCAAUUCUGAAUCUGGAACCCGCGCGAUGAAAAGAGCGUUUGUGACUGUUGGGACCACCAGUUUCGACGAGCUCAUUGAGUGUGUGGCCGCUUACGACAGCCUCCAGAUUCUCAAGAGUCUGGGUUACAACCGACUUGUCCUCCAAAUUGGUAGAGGCACAGUGGUCCCUGAACCAUUCAGUAGUGAUUCAUUCACUCUGGAUGUUUACAGGUUUAAGGAUUCUUUGAACGAAGACCUUCAGCAGGCAGAUCUUGUCAUCAGCCACGCAGGUGCAGGAAGCUGUUUGGAGAGUCUGGAAAAAGGCAAACCACUUGUGGUAGUUAUAAAUGAAAAGUUAAUGAACAAUCAUCAGUUCGAAUUGGCAAAGCAGUUACACAAAGAAGGACAUCUUUUCUAUUGUACCUGCAGAUGCCUCACUUGUCCUGGAACUAGCUCUCCUCUUGCUUCUGCUUCUGGGAAGUGCCAAGACUGCAGCCCUGCCACAACUGCCUCCUGCCUAGACCUUGAGCUGUUUCUCGGAUACCUGCCUACACAAGCUCCAGCACUUGCAGCCACUACCUAUUCCUCCCUGCAUUCUGUGUUUUCUUCCUUUUCUCCCACCCUGUUCUUUCACCUCACCCCAUGCACAAUGCAUAAAGCAUGGAAAAAGUCCUGCGGCCAGAAGACUUUGAAUGAGGCCUCAAUGGAUGAAUAUUUAGGCAGUUUAGGGCUGUUUCGAAAGGUGAUUGCCAAGGAUGCCUCUUGCCUUUUUCGAGCUAUUUCCGAGCAGUUGUUUUACAGCCAGAUCCAUCAUUUACACAUCAGGAGAGCUUGUGUCUCAUAUAUGAAGGAAAAUCAACAAGCUUUUGAAUCUUAUGUGGAGGGAUCUUUUGAGAAAUAUCUGGAACGGUUGGGAGAUCCCAAGGAGAGUGCUGGCCAGCUGGAACUAAGAGCUCUUUCUCUAAUUUAUAAUCGAGAUUUCAUUCUCUAUCGAUAUCCUGGAAAGCCACCAAUGCAUGUCACAGAUAAUGGCUUUGAAGAAAAGAUUCUUCUCUGCUAUUCAAAUAAUGGCCAUUAUGAUUCUGUUUACUCAAAAGAAUUUCAAUCGACUGCAGGAAUUUGCCAAGCUAUAUUGUAUGAAAUGCUUUAUAAAGAUGUAUUUGUUGUGGAUGAAGAAACAUUGAAAACUGCAGUUAAUUUGUUUCGAAGUGGUUCCAGGAGAAACAGAAACCAUGCUUUGACUGGAAAUGUAGAAGGCGGUACUGAUCAGAAGAGCUCAACCCAGGAUAGAAUUGAAGAGUUAGGUGCGGUUUCCAGUGUCAAAAGUACACCAGAAGAGAACAAACAAGGAGCAGAAGAAUUAAAGUUUCCAGAAAAUCCAUCAAGGAUGCUCUUUCCUUAUAAGGUGCUGAAAGCUCUGGAUCCAGAAAUAUAUCGCAAUAUAGAAUUUGAUGCUUGGUUGGACAGUAGAAAAGAACUUCAAAAAUCAGAUUGCAUGGAAUAUGCUGGAAGACAUUAUUAUUUAGGGGACAAGUGUCAGGUGUGCUUAGAACCAGAUGGAAAAUAUUAUAAUGCUCACAUUCAAGAAAUUGAAAAUGAAAAAAACUCAGUAAUAGUUUUCAUUGAGGAAUUGGCAGAAAGGCAUGCAAUUCCAUUGGCUAAUGUAAAACCAAUCAACCAAGUGGCGCUUCUUCCUCCCUGGAACACUUUGUCAACUCGUAAAGGAAGAGGUUAUCAGUGUAUAACUGGAGGCUAUUUCCCGGAAAUAGAAAUGAGCAUGAAGCAACGGAAGAAGAUGUUCAGGAAAGUUCGAGGGAAAGAUGUUUAUAUGACCAUGGCUUACAACAGGGGAGACCUGCAUCUUCCCAGGAUUCAUCCUAGUAUGCAUUUUGGGCACGACCCACUGUUGUACUACUCACAGACAGCAGGCCAUAUUAUGUCGAGUGAACAUUUCUACCCUCAACAUUCAUCUCAAAGACAAGGUCGGGGAUGUGGGACGCCCAGGGAUUCAUCUCAAUUAAUAAAUAGGCAAAACAUGCCAAGUUCUAAAGUUGGGUUUUACGCUGGACCAGGUAGACGGUGCUGCCAGAGCUAUGAUAAUGUCUCCUAUAGGUCUCGUUCUUUUAGGCGUAGCCACCGUCAGAUGCAUUGCAUGAAUAAGGAAUGCCAGUAUGGUUUUCCUCCAGAGAAUGGCAUGGAAGAAACUGUUACAUUUUAUGCACUUGAAGAAGGGAAUGAGACUGCUUAUUCAACAUUACCUAGCAAUGGUGGAUCCCCUGCAAUGGUUCCUGCUUCUUCAGGAUACUGUAUGGCAAGCCAUGGCUAUAACUCAUGCAAACCAAGCAUGAAUUCAGAAGACAGCAAUGACCAGUGUGACAAUGGAGAAUAUCAUGGAGAUUAUCUUUAUUCUUCAGAACAAGGUUAUGAAACAUCCAGUGUAUAUACUACAACUGUAUCUACUGCAAACUUGUCUCUUCAGGACAGUGGACCAUGUUCUGUGCCUCAAGACACAGUUACCUCAUACAGCUAUCCCCAGAAGGUGUUAGAAAAUUCUACAGCAAUUACAGUUUCCUGGGAUAGCCAUAUUCCAGUUCCAGUCUUACCUAACUGCACAGGAGACAAUCAAACUAUUAGUACCUCUGAUGAUUCUGCACAGAAUGCCAUACAGCCUGUCUUUGAACCUCCACUUGAACAAGAUAGUCAAGAUACAAAAGUUUUGCAGUACUAUUUCAAUCUGGGAUUGCAGUGCUAUCACCACAACUACUGGCACUCCAUGGUCUAUGUGCCACAUGUGCAGGAGGAGCAGCCACAGCAGCUUCAUGUAGAGAAUUAUCCAGAUUGUACUGAGCAACCUCUUGUAGACCAAAGUGUUCCUCAAUUAUACAGUGAUGUAGCAAGAGCAGAAGACACACAGGCAGAAGUAUCAGCAAAUGAUGCUUUUCCAGUUGCUGAUGCUGUACCUGUCCCUCAUGGAGCAGUGUAUUACCCUGUAAUGACAGAUACCUAUGGGUCACCUUUGCCAGGUUUUGAUUCCUACAUUCCUGUUGCAUCUGAUCAUCCCAGUGUUGCCAUGUGGCAUCCAGUUGGUGCAGCAUAUGGUGGUUCUGCCCAAAUCCAUGGUGCUAUAAAUUCUGGGCCAAUUGGCUAUAUGCUUCUACCUAAUUCACCUCAUUAUACCCCUCAGAGUUAAGAUGUGGCAAUAUGAAAUAUUCUUUGCUGCCAUUUUUACUUUUACGUUGAUAAAUGUUUUGUAUUAGUUCUUUAGUGGUUUAGGUGGUAAGAAUGUUCAUUGAUGUAUGACUUUAAAAAUUAUUUUACUUUUGAAGCAAAAUAUUGCUUUAAAACAAGGGAAUAUCGCUUUGUGUUAUAAAUAUGAAUGUAUAUCUAGUCCCUGUAAUGAGCAAGUUUAUUGUAGGAAGUUUCAUGUUAGCCAGCUUGUGAACAUUGUAUUAACUGGUGGUGCCAAUCGAUAAAAGAGAAGAAAACAUAUAAGCAGUUUUCUUAUAAUAUGAUACAUCUUAAUCAACUAUUUACAAUUGAUAUGAUUUCUACUUUUCCAGAAAUUUAGAGAGGGAGAAAAACAAACAAGAGCCUAUGCUCUUCAAGUUUCUUUAAAAAUUGUAAGAACUGAAUUGCAGUCUGAUGUUAAUUAGUUUUGAAGGGACAUGAUGUUUUGCUUUACAUUUGCCACAUAUGGUAUUGUUUAAUACUGGAUUUACAUAACUGUCCUACUGCACAGUAUUAUAGUGUCCUUUGCACAAUUCGCAGUAAAUAAAAUUUAGCAUUUAAA
Phodopus roborovskii (desert hamster) is the source of this 3797-nucleotide messenger RNA. RefSeq names its product ALG13 UDP-N-acetylglucosaminyltransferase subunit (gene Alg13). Gene Ontology annotation, molecular function: hexosyltransferase activity. The record is from RefSeq and is a predicted model, not a curated record. Gene Ontology annotation, biological process: dolichol-linked oligosaccharide biosynthetic process. Lineage: Eukaryota; Metazoa; Chordata; Mammalia; Rodentia; Cricetidae.